Messenger RNA from Rhizophagus irregularis DAOM 181602=DAOM 197198, 1320 nucleotides. The record is from RefSeq and is a predicted model, not a curated record. Lineage: Eukaryota; Fungi; Glomeromycota; Glomeromycetes; Glomerales; Glomeraceae.
AUGGCCGAUACACAAGGUAUAAAGCUCAGGUAUAAAAGAGGAACUUGCUUUGGAUGCCAAAAAUGUUUAUAUUGUGGAGUUGAUUUACAGCAACAAAAGUGCAAAUGUAAAACUUCUACGAUACCUAAUAAAAAAAAUCGAACUACUGCUGUCAAGUAUGCUUUUACACUAAUUUUUAGUCCUGAUUGGACAAAAGAUAAAUUUUCUUUUAUUCAAGAGAAAGCGCUGAAAUAUAAUUAUUUGAUAAACCUGAAAAAUACUUUCAACCUUUCACUUUGUUCAAAGUGUAACAACACCUUAUCAAGAUUAACUCCCAAAAAUUCUAAAAACAUCAAAUCUAUAGUGAAACCAACCGAAACUCUUCCUAAUCUAGAAGUAUCUCAGAAUACACAAUCAAAGCCAGAAAGACAGAUAUUAGAUGGAGCAUCAACACAAAAUUCAUUGGAGACUUUAGAAUCUGAUAAAAAUAGUGAAGAUAAUGCAUAUUCUGCUGAUGAUGACUUUGAAUACGAGUUUCAAUAUGGAAUCUUUAUAAAAUUGGAUGGAAAGCUUCAACCAGCUAAAUGGUAUAAAGUUGUAGUGUCUGGGAUAGACGAGUUUCUUGCAGAGAUUCAUACCAAUGUAGUCACGUUAACACAAAAUGAGUCAAUCGAAGCAUGUGACUAUCAUGUAGCAUUCAAAUCAGAAAAAGCCCUAGGAGCUGGAACUCAAUUAGUUGAUGCUCAGGAUUUUCAGAAAUUCUGUUUAGAUUAUUCUAAGUUCAAAAAGAGAAACACCAAUAUGGGAAUCUUCAUAACUAUCAAAUCUCAAGAUCUAAAUAAAAAUAAACGUAAAAAGAAGCAUAAAAAUAAAAAUCGGGUUUCAAAAACAUCUAGUCUUACAUCAGAAGAAACACAAAUAGCAAAAAAUGUUUCAGAAAUUUGUACUAUUAACCAUUGCAACAUUCAUAAUCGGGCUUGUUUAAACAGAGAUAAUAGUAAAGAAAACCAUGUUGAAAUUACUUUUAUGAUGCUUUCAAUUUGGGCAUCUGAAAUGAACAAAGGAUUGGCAACACCAAUGAAUCCACCAACACAUCCAUUAUUUGCAUACCGGCAUCCAUCUAAAACAAAACCAUCUUAUUUACAACCAUCAGCAGAAAAUUCACUUUUACCAUCAAGCUCAUACAUACCGUUUUCAUUAUACAAUUCAUUGCAAAUGUUUCCAGCACCUUAUACUGCUCAUGUUUUAGAACAAACACCUACCAUGACUACAAAAUUACCUACGAUUAGCGAUUUCUUAAAACAAAUAGAUGACAAUGAAGUUAUCAAUGGAAGAAUUUAA